Molecule: messenger RNA, 1737 nt
Organism: Bactrocera dorsalis (oriental fruit fly)
Lineage: Eukaryota; Metazoa; Arthropoda; Insecta; Diptera; Tephritidae
Exons: 4
Coding region: 121-1413 (430 amino acids)
Source: RefSeq, a predicted model, not a curated record
UUCGGUGGAUUACUUGCAACUUACAUAUGCAACUGCCUGCUAAUUGCCGUUACACGGCGUUAACGAAGAGGAAAACAGCACUUUAAAGCUAUUCACCAUCAGAAAUCUGUACAUUUGCAAAUGAACAACGUUGCAAGUAACUCGAAGCGGCAGCAAAUGCCCAGCAUGUUGAACAUAUUGGUAUUGCUAGCAAAGCUGCUAAUUUGUUGCAACCUCAUUGCGGACACGGCAGGCACAACACAUACAACAACAACAGCUGCGGUCACCAGCAUGCUAGCAACGGCAAGUCAACGCAACAUGCCACACAAUUGGCUACGACGGCAGCGCAGGUAUUUGCUGUUUGAGAAGGGCUCGACAGUGGGGGCGCAAAUGGCCGGUACGAAAGCGUUUUUACCAGAGCGUCCGCGUGGUCUGUUUCAAAUCUUUGAAGCCACCGCCAACUAUGAAUUGCCCGCAUCGUUGGACGAUCUAUGGCCUCAACGGACGAAAGCGCAUUCGUCGGCAACAACAACAAUAAAACACAACGCCACAACUAGUGCCGCUGCAAAGCAUACGCCGAAGUUAGGAACCUUUAACGGAAGUAACGGUUAUAGCAAUUACAACAACAGCAGCAACGACGAGAUGUGGCUACCAACGUGGCAUGCAACUGACGAUUGGCCUGCAGCGGCAGCCACGAUGCCGACUUGGUGGCAAGUGCAACAACAACAAAAAAGAAAACAACUACCACGCAGAAAACAACAACAAACUCAAAAACAAUACUUUGCUCGUCAGCAACAUCGAUUUCCUUCGGCGUUGCAAGAAGCGAAAUCAUUGACAUUCGCGCCGCCCAUAUUGUCAAGGCAAUUCGCCGCUCAUCCGGCGUUGCACCAACACUCCGUGUGUCUGCGACGAAAUGUUUACGGCAAUUGGCAAGACAACAACGUCGACAGACGUUUGUGUGAGGCCGUUUCGAAAACGUUGGGGCGUGGUCGCAAGCGGCGGAGUAUUGGCGCUGGUGACGAUUCUGUUGGUAUUGGUAUUGGUGUUGCGGGCGACAAGGAAAACAAUGAUGAUGCUGUCCAUCGAUUUGAUGAGCGUCCUGAUGAAUUCCAUUUUGCCACAAAUGCUGAGCGCAUUUUCUUUGAUUUGCUGACGCAAUGGACACAAGUACAUAAUUACCCAUCGCAUUACUGUAUAAUGCGCACCUUCUGUGAAGCUCGCCAUUUGCUGUUGGCUCGUGGACAAUCGCUGUUUCACGAUUUGCUGCGAGUUCUAGUCGAUGCCGCAUUGCCGGCCGCACGUCGUCAUGCCACAUAUAAAAAAGCGAUUUCGCAUGACAAUUUAAGCGACUGCGCCCAACACUAUGCAACGCUCUGCGGCUUAAGUUUUCUGCAACAUUUCAGCGAAGCUGUGCAUGGACGAUUUAUGCAGUAACCACAAGCGAGUGAGGGCGAGAGAGGAGUCAGAGAGAGAGAGAGAGAGACAGCAGUGCGUAUAAGCAUUCACACACACACACACACACACAUGUAAGCAGUGAACAAAUUGCAAUUUCACACACACACAAGCGCUUGUGCAAUAAAUAAAUACUAGCGGCGUGUAAGCGCAAAUGUUUUAUAAAAUAUGGCCGCCCAAUCGCAAUGAAAUGUAAAUACAGUUAAAUACGCGUAUGUAUGUAUGUGUGUGUGUCGGCGCAAUAAAAUACAAAAUACGCAAUGUAAAUAAAACAUAAAUAAAAAUCAGUAAAUAAAAGUGACAAGU